AUGUUACUGACGACCAUUCGAACAGCCUCGCGACACGCGACGCGAUGCAGCCCAUGCAGACUUAAAUCAACAAAUGCUAGGUUUCCUAGUGCUUCGGGAUCCAAAGCACAGAUCAUUUCGGAUCCCAAACCCAGCAGCACAGACCAACCACCACCACCACCGACCGACAACACUCCCUCCUCUGAACAGCAGAAACUUCAUGCAUCCCCAGUUCCGAGCGCGGCUGCUUCUCCUCCACCUCCGCCACCACCCCAAAGCGAAACACAAGCCCAUCCAUACGCCGGUGCGAAGGAAUACGCAGACAACCAAGAGUCCGCAAAGAACGCCGUCAUCCAAUCGAACCUCCCAGCACUCCUCCAACAAGAGCGACAAAAUAAUUCUGGGCAUAUCUAUACGUAUGCAACCCCGCCCUUUGAUACCCAUCGGUUUUAUACCGCUCUGGAGAAGACCUUCCCUGAAUCUAUUGCGAAUAGUUUGAUGCGUGCGACACGUGCUUUAUUGGUGGAUAGGAUAGGUCGAGUGAAGAGGGAAGCGUUGAGUGUGAAGAAUCUUGAGAAUCAAGCCUAUUUGUUUCGAGCCGCAUUGUCAGAAGCCAGGAAUGAGAUCUCCCUACGUCAGCGAAAUGAUUCUGCAACCAUACGCACGUCCUUAGCUGCGUUACGACGUGAAAUUGAUAGCUUGGACGGGAGAAUGAAGUCGGACAUUGCAAACCUCAAGCACGAACUACAGAUGGAUGUAGAUAAUCGGAAGACUGAAUCCAAGACAGACCUCAAACAAAUGGAUAUCCAGAUCGAGGAAGUCUUGAACAAAGCUAUCGUAUCGAUUGGUGAAAUGAAGACCAUGACAGAACAAAUGAAGUGGGAGAAUAUGUAUCGAGCCGUCUUGGCUCUGGGCUUUUUCGCGGUUUCAAUUAUCGUAACGUUCGAGUUCAACCAUAGACCACAAGCGAAGAAGAAAACCGCUGAAGGUCCGCCUGAGCCUCUACCAGGUCCAAAGCAGAACGAAGUUCUGGACGGUUUAGAAGGACAGAUGACAUGACGACCCCGCUCGCACCUGCUCUCAAUCUGAUGUUCCAAUUUAUAUGGAUAGAGAUGUAGAAGGAUAUAACGACACAUGUAAUUCUACAGCAAGGGAACGACGUUAAGGUAACAUACAUAGAUAGAAGAACUUAAUAGCGAAUACAUUUGCCCUAAUAAUAACCAACCCAAAUUAAAUGCCUAUGUUGCCCGGAAUUAAUGCACGUCGAGUUUCUUUUCGAGCUCGUCUGCAAGGGCGUCAUCAUCUGCGUUUGUAGUAGUUGCGGGCGCAGUUGUACUCGGCGUACUAGUCGUGGUGUUCUCUCGUUCUCCUAAUUGCGAGCCAUCACCACCCUUCACGUUCGACGAUUCCUUCACCGCAGCCUUAGGUUCCGCAGAUUUCUCCUCCUCAUCCGAAUCCUCCCAACUAUCCUUAAUAACCUUCUCCUUCUCCACCUGUUUCUUCGCUCUCCGCUUCGCGUUCUUCGCCGCGCUCUUCGUUAGUGGCUGCCCCCCGUCCUUAUUCGCCGCACCAGCUGCUGCACCCGGGGCGCUGACGCGUUUCGCUGUUGUUUCUGAGGAAGGUGCGACCCAGCCUAGGAUGUGUCCUUUUGGUAGCUGAUUCCGAUCGAGUUGUUGUUGUCGCGAGCCACGGAACCGAGAGAUGUCCUCUUGAGGCGUGAACCCUGGUCGGACCUUUAGUUGCUUGCGGACUGAUCCGUCUGGGCGUUUUGACUCUGGGAUAACGCGUUCAAGUGUCUUUGGAUCUACUGCGAUACCCGACACAGACUGCUUGGGGUUUAUGUCUGGCUUGGACAUGGUGCAGGAAGGAUGAGUACGGCCGGGCUGAAAGCGCC
Molecule: messenger RNA, 1873 nt
Organism: Fomitiporia mediterranea MF3/22
Lineage: Eukaryota; Fungi; Basidiomycota; Agaricomycetes; Hymenochaetales; Hymenochaetaceae
Exons: 6
Coding region: 1-1038 (345 amino acids)
Cellular component (GO): mitochondrion
Source: RefSeq, a predicted model, not a curated record